Talaromyces proteolyticus is the source of this 1599-nucleotide messenger RNA. RefSeq names its product cytochrome P450 CYP52T1. Gene Ontology annotation, molecular function: heme binding; oxidoreductase activity, acting on paired donors, with incorporation or reduction of molecular oxygen, reduced flavin or flavoprotein as one donor, and incorporation of one atom of oxygen; iron ion binding. The coding region runs from base 1 to 1599 and encodes 532 amino acids. Lineage: Eukaryota; Fungi; Ascomycota; Eurotiomycetes; Eurotiales; Trichocomaceae. The record is from RefSeq and is a predicted model, not a curated record. The transcript is spliced from 2 exons.
AUGAUCAGUCUUCAACAAUUAUCAUUCUCGACUGCCCUCGAGGCUGUUCUUCUCAUUUAUGUUGUUAAAUGGGCCCUGGUCUCAUUGAUGCAUGCCCAGCGAGCUCGGCGAAUGGGUUGUAAGCCCGCCUUUGUCCGACCGAGCAAGCUUCCGCUGGGUAUUGAUAUUGUGAAACGAUAUAUGGAUACGAUGGAGGAGCAUAUCCUUCAGAAUGAUGAUUUGGUGCUAUACGAAGAGUUAGGCCGCCGCCCGACGUGGAAUCAAAAUCUCCUUGGUUCUUGGCACCACAUAACAACAGACCCAAAGAAUGUGCAGGCUAUGCUUGCGACGCAAUUCAAGGAUUUUGAGCUUGGCCCUUUUCGGCGUGCUAUGUUCAACCCGGUCAUUGGGAAGGGCAUCUUUACUACUGAUGGGACGGAUUGGCAACACUCUCGCUCUCUUCUUCGCCCACAAUUCACUCGAGGCCAAGUUGCUAAUCUGCAGCUGGAGGAACAGCACUUCCAGCACCUCCUCGGUCGUCUCCCAGUUAAAUCUGACUCGUGGACGUGCACUGUGGAUUUGGCGCCCUUGUUUUUCAAUCUGACUCUAGACUCUGCAACCGAAUUUCUCUUUGGACAGUGUGUGAAUUCUCAGAUUACUUCAUUGAAGAAAACUCAGGGGCUCAAGCCUGCGGAGCCCACACAAGAUGGUCUACCCGACGGAUACUCCUUUGGUCAGGCUUUUGACCGAGCCAAUGGAGUGGUCGCGUACCGAAGUAGGCUGAUGAGUCUGUACUUUCUCUACAAUCCUGCGCAAUUUCGCAAAGACUGUGCAGAAAUCCAAAACUUUGCCCGUUUUUAUGUCAACCUUGCUCUUACUGGGGGCCUGCAGCCUGGGGAGAACAAAUCUGUCCCAGGGGACCAAAAUGACUCUGGCUACGUUUUUCUCCGGGAACUUGCCAAGGAAACACAAGAUCCCGAAGAGCUUCGUACUCAGCUUCUCAACAUUCUACUGGCCGGUAGAGACACAACGGCAGGUCUUUUAGGAUGGACGUUUUAUCUACUCUCACGUCAUGUGGAUGUUUACGAAAAGCUACGUACCGCUGUCAUUGAAGCAUUUGGGGAAUUUUCCAGUACCAAUACUAUUACCUUCGAGUCCCUGAAGUCAUGUUCCUAUCUGCAGCAUGUUUUGUCUGAAGUUCUACGACUUCAUCCAGUUGUUCCUGAGAAUGGUCGCCGCGCGGUCCGAAACACUACACUCCCUCGUGGGGGCGGCCCAGAUGGUACAUCGCCAAUCUAUAUCCGCGCUGGGGAGGAUGUUGGCUACAACGUGCAUGUUAUGCAUCGCCGGAAGGAUAUCUGGGGUGAUGAUGCUGACCAGUUUCGUCCUGAACGGUGGAUAGGACUCAGACCAGGAUGGGAAUACUUGCCCUUUAAUGGUGGUCCAAGGAUCUGCUUGGGACAGCAAUUUGCCCUCACUGAGGCUGGAUAUGUGGUCGUGCGGAUGCUUCAGCGAUUUGACAAAGUGGAAAACAUGGACCCGUCAACAGUGGUCAAACAUAAAUACACGUCGACCACUGCCCCCGUUCAGGUCCUUGUGCGACUACAUGGCAGUUCCUAA